Fusarium sp. VM40 is the source of this 1146-nucleotide messenger RNA. NCBI's taxonomy places the organism in Eukaryota, Fungi, Ascomycota, Sordariomycetes, Hypocreales, Nectriaceae. The record is from the annotation of a GenBank genome assembly.
AUGUCAUCUAAAGAACUGAUUUCCUACGACGAGGCCAAGAACUCGGCUUUCGACAAUGUCCUCCACCGAAAAUCAAAAGAAGCAAAGGGCGGAAUGCGAGCCAUGAUGAACAAGGACAGCAAAGCCAACGCCGCAGCCGCCGACGAAUACUUUCAGUUCUGGGAUAACAAGAAAGCCGAGGACGAGGUUGAGGCUACUCGACAGGAGAGAACUGACAACUAUGCCAGUUUAACACGGCAAUACUAUAACCUCGCUACAGAUCUCUACGAGUACGGAUGGUCGCAAAGCUUUCACUUCUGCCGCUUUGCUUACGGCGAGUCCUUCGAUCGUGCUAUUGCUCGUCACGAACACUACCUUGCUCACAACAUCGGUAUCAAACCUGGUAUGAAGGUCCUGGACGUUGGAUGCGGUGUUGGUGGACCUGCUCGGGAGAUUGUCAAAUUCACAGGGGCUCAUGUCACCGGUUUGAAUCUCAACGAAUAUCAAGUCCAGCGUGCAACUGUCUACGCUGAGAAGGAAGGCCUUUCUGAUAAACUCAAGUUCGUCCAGGGUGAUUUCAUGAAAAUCCCCUUUCCUGAUAACUCGUUCGACGCCGUCUACGCCAUCGAAGCAACAGUUCACGCACCUUCCCUAGAAGGCGUCUACAGCGAAAUCCGUCGCGUCCUCAAGCCCGGCGGUGUCUUUGGAGUAUACGAAUGGCUCAUGACAGACGCCUACAACAACGACGAUCUCGAGCAACGCCGUAUCCGUCUCGACAUCGAACAAGGCGACGGCAUCGCGCAGAUGUUCAAGGUGGACCACGGACUAUCCGCGAUCCAAGCAGCAGGCUUCGAGCUCCUGCACCACGAGGAUCUCGCGGCGGAAGACGAGGGCACGGCGCCGUGGUACUGGCCGCUGGACAGCGACAUGCGGUAUGCGCAGACUCUGGGGGAUCUGUUGACGGUGUUCAGGAUGAACAAAUGGGGACGGCUGGUGAUGCACAAUGUGAUAUGGGCGAUGGAGGCGUGCUGUAUUGCGCCCAGGGGCACGAGGAAGACGGCGGAUAGUUUGGCGUUGGCCGCUGAGGCGUUGGUUAAGGGUGGGAAGAGGAAGUUGUUUACGCCGAUGUACUUGAUGGUUGGGAGGAAGCCGGAGGAGUCUGAAUAG